UAAACAGCAGAAGAAGAAGCAGAAGAACAGGAGAAGAAGAAGCUACGUUGCUAAUGCGCAUAAUAGAAGGAAGUGUCCACUUGAAAUGGGUCAAAAUAAUACUACGUUCGACGACAAAUUAGUGUGUCUUGUAGCCCAGCGUAGCGAUAACAUGUCUAGAUUAUUAACGGUCGGACUCGGAGUUCGAAGCUAGUUUAACGACGUCGUCAUGAUACGUGAAAACAAACGGUUUUCCAGUUCUGGCUCGGAGACACCUACUAAUGCAAGAACAUAGCGAUCCACCACAGAGACAGCGGUCCACGGGGCUCCGAGGGGGAUCGGCAGUCCCGACCAAGAGCUCCAGAUCGGACACGAUGGGGGGAGCGAUGGGUCCGCUCCUCCACUGGGUGCAGGACGUGGCUGCCGUGACUUUCCACAAAGCCCGACGGACGCUCUUUCAGGCCGCCGUCCUCUUCUGCACCCUGUCUCUACUGCUGUGGGUGUCCAUAUUUCUCUACGGAAGCUUCUACUACUCCUUCAUGCCCACGGUGAGCUUCUCCACGCCUGUGCACUUCUACUACACCUCUGAUUGCGAUGCUGCAGAAUCGGGUCUGUGCUCCUACCCCACAGCCAACAUAUCUUUCAUGAAGAACGACAGGGACCAGGUGAUGGCCAACGGCCAGCCUUACAGGGUGUCCCUGGAGCUGGAGAUGCCAGAGUCCCCAGUGAACGAGCAGCUGGGGAUGUUCAUGAUCAAGAUGUCCUGCUAUACCAAAGGCGGGACGACGGUGUCAUCGGUGGGACGAUCGACGAUGCUGCAUUACCGCUCUGGCCUCCUGCAAACCCUGAGCACCUUAUUCUUCUCGCCUCUCCUCCUGACUGGGAUGGCGGAGCAGAAGCAGCUCAUAGAAGUGGAGCUCUACCAAGAUUACAAGACCAACGCCUAUCAGCCCACCGUGGGUGCCGUCAUCGAGAUCCAGUCCAGACGGGUCCAGAUGUACUCGGCUCAGCUCCGCAUCCACGCUUACUUCACCGGCGUACGAUACCUUUUGUACAACUUCCCCCUGACGUCGGCGGUGAUCGGAGUGGCCACCAACUUUGCCUUCCUCAGCGUCAUUGCCCUGUUCGGAUACCUGCAGUUCAUGUGGGGUGGCCUCUGGCCCCCGGACCAGGUCAGAGUCAGGGUCAUGAUGGGGGACAACACCCGGAUCCAGAAGCGGAGGGAGGAGGCCCGCAAGCGCAUGGAGAGGGAAAAUUCGCAGAAAGAGCUUAACGCGCCUGCGGUGAUCGGCUCGAUCAGUGAGGCGGAUGACCACCAGGGAAAUGGCACUGUAGCUGAGUCUUCAGCAGAGGGCCCCGCUGUAGUCCUAGAUGCCUCUGGGGCUCCAGCUACCCACACCGAGGGAGAAGAGUCUCAUGAUUCCGAGGGACCCGAGGAAACCGAUGGCUCAAAUGUGCUGAACGGCAGCCUGCAGUCUCAGUCCGGAGAGACAGCCGUUCGCCACAGACCUGGACCUUGGAUGAGUCUCUGAACCAUAAAAAAAAAAAAAAAACAGAAUAAUGCAUAUACUGCUUAGCACUUUGAAUGCACGAACGUAGACGUAGACUCAAGCAAAACCCACAGUUUGAUAGAACAUAAUCAGACAUGUGAGCCAUGUUGCUUUAGUUUGUCACCGCUCUAAUCUGACCUCUGUUUACGUUCCCGUUUUUGUUUGCAACACUGUUACAAGUCGUACGUUUGUGGCGUUUUGAGUUUCCCAGUUCAGGAGGAGUUACAUUCCAGCUCUGGCAUGUCUGUCCGUUUUCCCACACACCCUUUUAAAGUGACUGAACCUGCUUGUGCUUUCUCUCUGGAUUAUAGUACUUUCUUUAUUAAUAUAGUGGCUAAUCCGAGUUAUCUGUGAGGUCACGGAAGCUUGAUUCAGAUUUUGACCAAUGUAUUAUCUAAGUAUUAUGACACAUAGAAUACAGGGGGAAAAAUGUGCUUUAGUGUCCUCAUAGAGUUAGUUUGGAAUUACAAUAUUGUCCAGAUUUAUGCAUCAAAUAAAAUGUCUAACAGAUUUUUUACCAAACAUGAAGAAGUGCAUCAAAGUGCAAACUGUUAGUUGCAGCAUUUUAUGACUAAAAAUGGUUUGAGGAAGUAAAACAAAAUAUAUAUUAUUUGAUCUGCCCAUCAAUAAGCUUACAAAUUAGGCCCCUUCAGAUCCAUCUUUGCAUUUCCUCAAAUGACAGUCAUCCCCUAAAAACCACUUUUAAGAGUCUUCUUGUUUAAGAGCUGCCUUUAGAACCGAGGCUGUUGUUUUCAGAUGGAGCAAAAUUACCAGGUGCAGCAUGUGACUUUUGCUCCAGAAGCUUUUUCGAAGCAAUUUGAUUUGGAAAUUUUGCCCAACAACAAGCAUCUUUGUCGCUACCAACUCCCCAUAAAAAAUGUUGGUCCAGCCUGAGGGAAGCAAUUUGGACCUUUUUUUGUUUUGUAAUACAAAGGCACGUUCUGUCUCAGCGUAAUCGGUGCGUUGAAGCUUGAGGACUUUAAACUGCAGUUUUUCAUUCCUGCUGCAUGUCUUUGUAAAAAGUGCAGCUGGCACUAUGCAGUUACGACUUCUUUCUUUCUUUUUCAACCUUGUUUUUAUUGCCGACCAGCUCUGUUCAUUUUAGACCGAUGUGUUCAUUAGUAUGUGUGUAUUUAACGUUAGAGUGGAGUACGUGGGGAUAAGUGAAGUUACAGCUUGGAAGUAGAUGCGCUCGCUAAAAGUGAGGGAUUGUACUGCUAAGCCUCCAAGUGUUUAACCUGCUUGUUAAGGGGAGAGUUGGAUUUCCUUUUUAUUGUUACUCUUGUGUUUUCUGGAUGGAGGAUUUUGUACCAAAGAUGUUCACAGAUAUGUUGGAUUGUUUGAAAAAUAUGUACAGAUGUUAUUUAUGCGUUUGUUUAAACAAAGAAAAUAAAUAUCUAAUAGCUGGGA
Molecule: messenger RNA, 2939 nt
Organism: Fundulus heteroclitus (mummichog)
Lineage: Eukaryota; Metazoa; Chordata; Actinopteri; Cyprinodontiformes; Fundulidae
Product: seipin
Exons: 1
Coding region: 261-1511 (416 amino acids)
Biological process (GO): lipid droplet organization; lipid storage
Cellular component (GO): endoplasmic reticulum membrane
Source: RefSeq, a predicted model, not a curated record